AUGUGUUCCAGCUCCUUCUUCCUUCGCUCUGAGGCCAACGCCAGCCGCUCGUUCCGACUCCUCAGACGCUCCACGAGCCUGGAACAAACACAUGGUUCCGUCCCUUUCACUGAACACACGCCCUGCUGCAGCCCAGCCGCUCUCAGACCACCUCUUUUCAGGUACUGCCGCUCAAUAUCGACACACCCCCUGCGCCCCUCGACCACACCCCCCUGCGCCCCUCGACCACGGCCCCCUGCGCCCCUCGACCACACCCCCCUGCGCCCCUCGACCACGGCCCCCUGCGCCCCUCGACCACACCCCCCUGCGCCCCUCGACCACGGCCCCCUGCGCCCCUCGACCACGGCCCCCUGCGCCCCUCGACCACGGCCCCCUGCGCCCCUCGACCACGGUCCCCUGCGCCCCUCGACCACGGUCCCCUGCGCCCCUCGACCACGGUCCCCUGCGCCCCUCGACCACGGCCCCCUGCGCCCCUCGACCACGGUCCCCUGCGCCCCUCGACCACGGCCCCCUGCGCCCCUCGACCACGGUCCCCUGCGCCCCUCGACCACGGUCCCCUGCGCCCCUCGACCACGGUCCCCUGCGCCCCUCGACCACGGUCCCCUGCGCCCCUCGACCACGGUCCCCUGCGCCCCUCAACCACACCCCCUGCGCCCCUCGACCACGGUCUGGGGGCUUAUAUGA
Messenger RNA from Knipowitschia caucasica, 684 nucleotides. The record is from the annotation of a GenBank genome assembly. Lineage: Eukaryota; Metazoa; Chordata; Actinopteri; Gobiiformes; Gobiidae.